AUGUAUCUUGUUUAUUUUCUUUUAUUGCAAUUUCUUUUAAUCUCAAAAGCGCAAGAUCAUGUAUUUAUUCGAGAUUACUUUGUACAUAAGAAGGUGCGAAACGUCGUGGGCUUUUCUUGUGGCGAUAUCGCGGGUGACUUCAAUCUUCUGAAAAUGUUGAGCACCACAGGCAUAUUUACGAUAAUAGGGGAACCCAGCGUGAAGAUCAACUUUCGUAGAUUUAUGAGGAGCGAAGCUUGGACAGUUGGUGUCGUAAUCGAUUUACGUUGUCAUAAUGAAACUGCUGCGCGAAUUUUUGCAGAGAGUUCAAAGUAUCGAAUGUACGAUUAUUCGUAUAAUUGGCUAAUAUUGAAUUCGAAUUACAAUCACAGUAUUUCGCUCUUGAAUGAUACUGCUUACAACAUAGUAACGGAUGUUGUUCUCGCUAUACCGAAUAAAAAUGGUUAUGAUCUGUAUGAUGUUUUUAAUCAUUGCAAAUAUCGCGGUGGUGCAUUAAAUAUUACUAAACUUGGUAUAUGGCAUCGUAAUUCUGGAUUGAAGGUAUUUUUAACGCAGCCAUUAAUUAACAGAAGGGCUAAUAUGCAUGGAAUGAGAUUGAAAAUAUCUGGUGUGAUUCAAUACAGGCCAAAAAAUAUGCGCUUGGAAGAUUAUAUGCAGGAUAUAAAUACGAGAUCCUUGGAUAGUAUGCAUAAAUUUGUACAUGCUAUGAUUUUGCACACAGGAGAUCUUUUUAAUUUUAGUGUUCAUGCUUCAGAAAUAAUUUACUGGGACAGGCACAGCGUACAUGGUUUGAUUUUCGAAUUCUUACGGUCGAAUUACAUCGAUUUCGCUAGUAAUCCGAGAAUUAUGGUGUCUGAACGAUUGGAUUAUGCUAGUCUUAUUGGCGCAGCGUGGCCAAUUAAACCCUGCUUCAUGCUGCUAUCGACUUCAACGAAUAAAAUCAAGUUAGAAAUCUUCUUGAAGCCCUUCACACGGCAAACGUGGUAUGUAUUUGUUGCUUUCAGCAUAUUCUCCAUAUUCAUUAUGAAAAUAAUAAUGAACCGAGAGGAUCUUGGUAAGAGAGAGAAAUAUUCCGGUGCAGUGGUAUUAUCUAUAGGAAUUGUAUCUCAACAAGGUGCAAAUAUCUUGCCAAAACGAUUACCAAGCCGUAUAGCAUUGUUUCAAAUAACUAUACACAGUUGGAUAAUGUAUAAUUAUUACUCCGCUAGUAUUGUCUCGGCUCGAUUAAGCGAACCCCUCGAUAUGAUGGAAGAUUCUGUAACUGUUCUUGCUGAUAGUAAUCUAAAAAUUGCUGCAGAAGCUGUACCGUACCUAAAUUACUUUCUGUAUAGAUUGAACUGGGAGUCGGAUUAUUUUCGCAAGAAACGUUGGGAUCCUCUACCGGAAUCAAAAAGGUAUCUACCAAUAGAAGAAGGUAUCAGACAAGUAAGUCAAGGUAUUUUAGCGUAUCACACGGAUCCCAAUACAGCGUACCCUUACGUCGAAAGAAUGUUUGACUCUAAUAAAAUCUGCGAAUUGACGGAAAUACAUUUAUUUAAACAAUCAGUGAUGGGAAUGUAUGCUAGUCACAAUGGACAGUUCAUUGAAAUAGCAAAAAUAGGAUUAACAAAGAUGUUUAAUACUGGACUUCGCGAUCGGCAAAUCAAACAUUGGUCGUCUAGAAAGCCGCAGUGUCAACCUGAUACGUUGUCAACAAGAAGCAUCACAAUCUACGAAACUGCUCCAGCUUUAAUUUUAUUAACAUUUGGAAUAUUCGUAGCUGGAAUUAUUUGUAUCGUAGAAAAUAUUGUUUACGAUCGUUCGAUGAGGUGA
Messenger RNA from Eufriesea mexicana, 1812 nucleotides. RefSeq lists its product as uncharacterized. The coding region runs from base 1 to 1812 and encodes 603 amino acids. The record is from RefSeq and is a predicted model, not a curated record. The transcript has 9 exons. Lineage: Eukaryota; Metazoa; Arthropoda; Insecta; Hymenoptera; Apidae.